AUGUUCAUUCAUGACCGUCAACUUCCUGUUUUGGAUUUCAUUCUUAGUUGCAUUGAAGUUCACGUAGAAUUCACCGCGUGUACACCACUUGUCUGUAUAUUUGCAAGACACACAUUUUUCAAUGAGUGUAUGACCUCAUAGGUAAGUGUCUUCCCCUGUCAAUUAACUGGAAGACCGUAUUUGCUCACGUUAACAUCGGUUUCAUACUCAGACGAUAGACAUAAGGCAGCCAGCUGUCAGGUAGCCAGCAGUGCUACUGUCAUCUACAGUGACAUAGCCGCGUACCUUGCUGAACGAAGAUACAAACGUGCUUAUCAGACAAAGCCAUGGCGAACCUGCUUUCCCUGCAGUUCAGUGCCUCUCUCAGACACACGGGCAGGCUAGUGUCUCCUAGAGCCGCGUCCUUGACUCAGAGACGCUUCAAACAGGACUCUUCUGCAGAGUACCUUCACAAAAGCAUUGUACCCUCAAUGCAUUACCAAAAGAGUCUGCCUAGACUACCUGUUCCCAAACUAGAAGAUACCAUCAGAAGAUAUUUAGCGGCUCAGAAACCACUGUUGGACGAUGACCAAUUCAGGACCACUGAGAACUUGGCCAAGGAUUUUCAGAGUACGACAGGGAAGACCUUGCAUGAAGAACUGGUGGCCCAGGACAAGAGCAACAAGCACACCAGCUACAUCUCAGCGCCAUGGUUCGACAUGUACCUCUCGGCCCGGGAGUCUGUGGUGCUGAACUUUAACCCCUUCAUGUCCUUCAACCCGGACCCCCGGAGCGAGUACAACGACCAGCUGGUCCGCGCCACCAACGUGGUGUGCUCGGCCGUGCGCUUCAUGAAGACCCUGCGGGCGGGGGUCCUGGCCCCCGAGGUCUUCCACCUCAACCCGUCCAAGAGCGACACGGACGGCUUCAAGAGGCUGAUCCGCUGGGUGCCUUCCUCGCUGUCCUGGUACGGGGCCUACAUGGUGAACGCCUAUCCCCUGGACAUGUCCCAGUACUUCCGCCUCUUCAACUCCACCCGCGUGCCUAAGCAGGGCCGGGACGAGCUAUUCACAGACGCAAAGGGGCGGCAUCUGCUGGUGAUGCGGAAGGGCAACAUGUACUCGUUCGACGUGGUCGACCCCGACGGCAACAUGGUGAGGCCUGCCGAGAUCCAGUCCCACCUGAACUACAUCCUGGCGGACGAGAGCCCGGCCGCGGCCCACCCUCUUGGGGUGCUGACCAGCGAGAACCGGGACGUGUGGGCAGGGCUGAGGGACAAGCUAGUCGCCGCGGGCAAUGGCGAGACACUGCGGGAGGUGGACAGCGCGCUGUUCUGCCUGUGUCUCGACGACGAGGACAUGCGCGACCACAUCCACACCUCCCACAACAUGUUGCACGGCGACGGCUGCAACCGCUGGUACGACAAGUCCUUCUCAGUGGUGCUGGCCCGGGACGGCCAGACCGCCAUUAACUUCGAGCACUCGUGGGGCGACGGCGUGGCCGUGCUGCGCUUCCAGAACGAGAUCUUCAAGGACACCACGGAGCAGCCGCUGGUCCACCCGGGCUCCGCCCCCACCGGCGCCGACUCGGCGGCCGCGGUGCGCAGGCUCCGUUUCCACCUCGAUGACGCGCUGCGCGCCGGCAUCGACGCCGCCAAGGAGAACUUUGACGCGGCCGUGUCCGAGCUCACCAUCGACGCCUUGGAGUUCAAAAAGGGCGGGAAGGAGCAGCUGAAGAAGCAGAAGCUGAGCCCCGAUGCGGUGGCCCAGCUGGCGUUUCAGAUGGGCUUCCUGCGGCAGUACGGCCACACGGUGGCCACGUACGAGUCCUGCAGCACGGCCGCCUUCAAGCACGGACGCACCGAGACCAUCCGCCCGGCCACGGUACACACCAAGCGCUGCGCCGAGGCCUUCGUCCAGCGGCCGGGGGAGCACAGCGUGGAUCAGCUGGUAGAGAUGCUGAAGGAGUGCUCCAAAUACCACGGGCAGCUCACCAGGGAGGCCGCCAUGGGUCAGGGUUUCGACCGCCACCUCUUCGCUAUGCGCUAUCUGGCCAACACUAAAGGGCAGGCCCUCCACGACUUAUACAAGGACCCGGCGUACGCGGCCAUCAACCACAACGUCCUGUCCACCAGCACCCUCACCAGCCCGGCCGUCAGCCUGGGCGGCUUCGCGCCGGUCGUCCCAGACGGCUUCGGCGUAGGCUAUGGUGUCCACGACGACUGGAUCGGCUGCAACGUCUCCAGCUACCCAUCCCGCGACGUCCACGAGUUCCUGCGGUGUGUCGACAAGUCUCUAGAGGACAUCUUCACUGUGUUGGAGGGGAAGCCCAUCAACUAAAAUGGCUGCUUUAGCAUCAGCUUCUUGAUGAUUUUGAAUAAUGGGACAAACGAUGCAGUGAUUGUGAAAAAUGGUAGGGUUAGUAUGAGAUUCAAUGUUUUGGGUCUGCUAUGGUAAUAUUUAUUUAGAUAUACUUUAAGUUACUGUAAAAUGAAUUGACUAAAUUUAGAACUUGAUAUCAUAUUUAUAAGUGGCUUACUGUAAAUGUAUUGACUAGCUUCUGACAAAGUCAUGCAUUGAAAUACUAGAAACCAUAAAAGCCUUAGUGAAACGUAAAUAUUGUUGACAUUGACCAUACUGGACGACUAGUUUGACAUGAUAUGGCUAGGGUAUCGAGCCUUAGUCAGGGAAAGAAACACGAGUUACCGCCAUUCAGAUUCUAUGCUACAUUUCCAUAUAAAGCUCUCCAUGUCACAGGUACAUACUUCCUUAAAAGCCUUGUGCUUUUCUGAAAUGGGCAGAAAUAAAAUAAUUCUAUUUUGUAAAA
Gadus morhua (Atlantic cod) is the source of this 2805-nucleotide messenger RNA. RefSeq names its product carnitine palmitoyltransferase 2 (gene cpt2). NCBI's taxonomy places the organism in Eukaryota, Metazoa, Chordata, Actinopteri, Gadiformes, Gadidae. Gene Ontology annotation, cellular component: mitochondrion. Gene Ontology annotation, biological process: fatty acid beta-oxidation. The coding region runs from base 327 to 2318 and encodes 663 amino acids. The transcript is spliced from 5 exons. Gene Ontology annotation, molecular function: carnitine O-palmitoyltransferase activity. The record is from RefSeq and is a predicted model, not a curated record.